Strongylocentrotus purpuratus (purple sea urchin) is the source of this 4420-nucleotide messenger RNA. It is a transcript of the gene fut8, whose product is annotated as alpha-(1,6)-fucosyltransferase. The record is from RefSeq and is a predicted model, not a curated record. Gene Ontology annotation, cellular component: Golgi cisterna membrane. Gene Ontology annotation, molecular function: protein binding; glycoprotein 6-alpha-L-fucosyltransferase activity. Lineage: Eukaryota; Metazoa; Echinodermata; Echinoidea; Camarodonta; Strongylocentrotidae. The transcript is spliced from 10 exons. The coding region runs from base 219 to 2027 and encodes 602 amino acids. Gene Ontology annotation, biological process: protein N-linked glycosylation.
AUUGAUGUACAAUAUUUCACCAUCUUCCUGUACCGUAUCUUCCUGUCCGUCCCUCUCCGGCCCCUUCAUGUUUGUGAGCGAAACGACCGUGGCCGUGGGCGUUUUAUGAAUUUUUAUGAUAAGUUCAUAUCUCGGUGAUCACGCUUGGACUCUUUGAAUUCAAAAGUUAGCGUCGACCGGUUGGCUGACGGAGUGUGAGAGGCCGAGAGGUGUUCACCAUGAGGACCCCAUAUAAGGUGGGGCUGGUCAUGGGGCUAGCCUGGCUGGUUAGUCUGAUCUACCUCACCACGUCCUUCUUCCCUCCCAUGGAGUCUGAAGAAAGACGUAUCAAGUCUGUCGAGCUGGAGAAUCUUGCCAAGGAGCUCGUCAACGUCAGGCAACAAUAUCAAGAACUGAAGAAACAUACUCAAGAAUUAAAAGACCUUGUAGCUAGUUCAUCUAACAAUGGUGCUAAUGAUGGAGGAGUAGAUUACAUGAGAAACAAAUUAAAAGAUGCCGAAGAAAUUAUAUCGAGAAUGGAAAAGGAAAGUAAAGGAAAAAUUCAGGAUACGAGGCAGCAGGGAUCAGACUCGGAUUCCAAUCAACAGUACUGUGGGUCGGAGCCCUCGAACGCCUAUGAGAAGAUUAGAAGAAAAGUGGAUAAUGGAGUGACAGAGAUCUGGUACUACAUGAGGUCACAACUCAACCAACUCAAGAAGUCCAGCGGGGAUCAGAAAACCCAAGUCAAAAUUGAUCAGAUUUUAGAAAAUGGUGGAGAACAGCAAAGGUCUAUUAUGACAGAUAUCUACAAUUUAAGCAGAGCGGAUGGGUUCUCGUCAUGGAGACAGAAAGAGGCAAAGGAGCUAACAAAACUAGUGCAACAGAGGCUACGCUACCUACAGAAUCCGAAGGACUGCAGCAAGGCAAAGAAGAUCGUCUGCAACCUGAACAAGGGGUGCGGCUAUGGAUGCCAAGUACACCAUGUGGCCUACUGCAUGAUAGUAGCCUAUGCCACAGAGAGGACCCUCAUCUUAGACUCCAAAGGGUGGAGGUAUGCCAGGGAGGGGUGGGAGAAGUUCUUUCUGCCCCUCAGCGAGACCUGUCUCGAUCGGAAAGGGGAGUCAUCAGGCAGAUGGGGAGCUCCUAGCAAUAUUGAACACCUCCAAGUGGUGGAGCUCCCCAUCGUAGACGGCCUUCACCCUCGCCCAGAGUUUCUCCCCUUGGCGAUCCCUGAGGAUAUCUCCCAGAGGCUGAUGAGGAUACAUGGACACCCGAUCGUCUGGUGGAUGGGGCAGAUCAUGACGUACAUCCAGAGACCGCAGCCAGCCCUCCAGGAGGACAUCGACAAGAUGAGCCAAGCCCUGGGGUUCACUAAUCCCAUUGUUGGCUUACACGUAAGACGGACAGACAAAGUUGGGACCGAAGCAGCCUUUCAUGGGAUAGAGGAAUAUAUGUUUCAUGCCGAGGAAUUUUACCAGAGACUGGAGAGGAGACAAGAAGUGCCUGUUAGGAAAAUUUACCUAGCAACGGAUGAUGCCAGUCUUCUCAAAGAAGCAGAGAGAAAAUACCCCAAAUAUACAUUUGUGAGCGACAAUGCAAUAUCAAAAUCAGCUGGCCUUUCGUCGAGGUACUCCGAGGAUUCCUUACGUGGUGUCAUCGUUGACAUUUAUUUCCUGUCUCGUUCUGAUUUUCUUGUGUGCACAUUUUCAUCACAGGUAUGUAGGGUAGCGUACGAGAUGAUGCAGGAUCUCCACCCGGAUGCUGCUGCCAACUUCCGUUCCCUUGACGACAUCUACUACUACGGCGGGCAGAACGCCCACGAGCAGACCGUGCUGUACGAGCACAAGCCGCAAGGUUCCGAUGAAAUAGAGAUGCGGCCCGGAGACUCCAUAGGCGUGGCUGGCAACCACUGGGACGGCUACUCCAAAGGGUCAAACCUCAGGUCGACGCCAAGACGAGCCGGUCUUUAUCCAUCGUAUAAAGUUGAAGACAAAACGAACAUUGCCAAGAUGCCUACUUAUCCAGAGGCUGAGAACUUCCAGUUAUAACCCAAAGCCGCUUGUCUGUUUGUCAGCAAGUUUGUUUGUCUGUGUGUUCGUCUAUAUUUGUUUAGUCAUACAUGUAGUAUAGACAAUUAGAACUAGGACUGUAGUAUACAUGGGCUGUAGUAUUUCAAUCUGGCACUUUUCCCUUCCUUUUUGAAAGCCAGUUUUAAGGGAAUUAUCUAGAUGGAAAUCCAAUCUGAUUAUGUGAUUCAAACCCAAGAGAAAGUGGUUCUAAAUGAUUUGUAUAUGUUAGAUCAUGCGUGAGACAGUUGAUGGUUGAUGGUUUGUUUUACCCGACCGUUAUGGCUCAUGUGUGCUUGUAAAAAAGCAACAAGGGGACCAACGGCUUUAAGUUCUCUCCAAGGGAAUUAGUAAUGAGGAUUAAUGCCAGACCAAAAGGCAUGAUCGCAUCGACUUGGUUUCAAACCCGGGACCCUGCUUUACCACUGAACACUCACGCUGACUAUGAUAGCAUUUCCCAACCAGUUUGGUGGUGGAAGGAUAGGAGAUCUUCUACUUUAAAACGACCCUUUUUUUUUCACAAGAAUACCCCAAACUGCAUAUCUUGUCACUUGUAAUUUUAACUAUUUGAGGUGCACCUCUAAAUGGUUUGUUAUUUCCUUAAAAAUGUGUUGUGAUGAAUAUUAUAUUCAUACAUGGUGUAUGAAAUCGAGUCAUUUGCUAUUGAUGAUGAUGAUGAUGAUGAUUCACAGCAUUUGUAUGGCGCAAUAUAUCUGUUUAAAAAAACAUCAUUAUCAACACAGUGGUGUCAGCAUGUCUUUGGAAAUUUGUAUCCUUUUUGGUAUAAAACACAAGAUGUGAUGGGUUGGAUUUGUGAAGGAAUGCGUGAAAUUGGAAGUAAAUAUUCUGAAACAACCAAUGUUUUUAACAGUAAUGUGGAGCAUGCUGAAAUUGUUUGAAGCCAAAGAGGGCAUCAUAAGGGUGUUUUACUCAGAGCCAUAUAUGCACAGAGUUUGGCCAGCUGUGAGUUCAGCUGGUCACCACAGGAUGUAUGUUCUCUUAUUCUGUGCUUCUCCCUACAAUGCCGUAUUCGCCAUAUUGUACCGAACUCAAACCAGCUUGGCCAAACUCUCUUGAUCAAUGCCAUUGGUUUUACUGUUGGCAUGGUGUGGUAUGGUAUUAAAUACCAAAACAUGGCUGAAGUCUGCUCUUCUUUAGUCCACCUUGUUCCCCUUUAGCAAUACUUGUUGUUCUUCAACUUCUAUUAUUAGAAUAUCGUGCAAAUUUGCAUAGAAAUACACUCAAAGCUUAAUAAGGGUAUACAAAUACCAUAUGAGUUUAUUACUUUCUGGUAUCUUUUGAAGAAAUCAGAAAUUGAUUCUGAGAUUAUAUACAUUUUAUUGCAUGAGCAUUUCUGUUGCCAAAAGAAACGCAAUGUUGUCUCGAACUUUAAACAUCUCAAAUUGAUCAUCUCAUUGUAAAAGGAACAUCUCGUUUUGUCACCCAUUCAUGUAUUAUGAUAACUAGGCAAAAAGAUUUACAGCUCCCGGAAAAGGCUGUUGCAUUGAGUGCACUUAUAAAGCAGAAAUUGCUUUUUUUUUCAUGUACAAACCUUUGUACUCACAUAAUUUCAACACAUUUUUUUGAAAAUAACGAUUUCAUUAAAAGUGUUUUAUUUCACUAAAUUAGUCGGAGAAUUCAUUUCCUAGAUUCAAAUCAGAUUUUGUAGUUUUAGACUGUAUAGAAAAUCAAUAUUAGGAAGUAAUUUUCAGUAUUAUUUAUGUUUUGGAAUCAUGUGUUAAUGUAACAGAUAGUGCCUAAUUUUCUAUUGAUCAUGACUGUGAACAGUGUGAAGUAAGAUUGUAAAUUGAAUUUCAUUGUGAAAGAGAUUAUGUGAAUACCAAAUUUUGUACUACAUUAUAAAAGUAUAUCGUAGAGAAUCUUUAACAAAAUAAUAUUAUAUGUACAUGUAGAUCUGUGUAUGUACUAUGUGGUGGUCCCAAAUUUCCUUGUUUUGGAGCCAGAUGAUGUAUUUAGAAAGUAUUUUACGAGUUGUCUGCUAUAGCUUUGUAAAUAUCAUUGAUUUUGAUGCAGACAUACAGAGGGAAUUAGUUUUAAUGCAGGGACUGGAUUGAAAUGAGUUUAGAGCUUUACAAAGUUUGUACACAAUUUAUUCCAAUUAAUCAUUGUGAACAAAUGAAAUUCAUUUCAUCUGUUGCAAAUUAUACAUGUAUAAAUGGUACAACUUGUAGUUCUUGCAUGAAGAUUAUAGUUGGGUUCUCUUUGUCACUUCUUCACCCUAUUACCUGUAUUCAUUAAAGCAAACCAAAAAAGGUUCAGUAUGUCAAGUGAGUUUAUGGAUUUAUGAAGCACCAAGUCGACCUCUUUAUGCCACAAAAGUUGCUGCAAGUUGCUAUUAAACUCAGUGAAGAAAA